Messenger RNA from Synchiropus splendidus (mandarinfish), 1702 nucleotides. It is a transcript of the gene letmd1, whose product is annotated as LETM1 domain containing 1. Gene Ontology annotation, cellular component: mitochondrial inner membrane. Lineage: Eukaryota; Metazoa; Chordata; Actinopteri; Syngnathiformes; Callionymidae. Bases 40 to 1140 code for a protein of 366 amino acids. Gene Ontology annotation, molecular function: ribosome binding. The transcript has 9 exons. The record is from RefSeq and is a predicted model, not a curated record. Gene Ontology annotation, biological process: intracellular monoatomic cation homeostasis.
UACAUUAUGACGUAGGCGCCGUGACGUCAGCCGGCUGUCAUGGCGCUGUCCUGUCCUGCUGUGUUUACCCGCCUGUCUCUGCUCCGGCUGAGUGUUUCCCGAGUGAACCCUCUCAGCAGCGCACUUUACUCCCACCAGCUUUCCUCCCCUCAGCGUUACGCCACUCUGGUUCCUCCUCUCUGCAGGUGGUCCUUGUGCAGGAGGUUCUCCUCUUCCGGGGUCCGGCCAGGCUUGGGUCGUUACUGGUCCAAGCUCCAGAGCAUCAACAGCCGAUAUGAACGCUUCCUCCAGAAGAGAUUCCCGCGCUUCUACGUGCUGUACCACACCUUUGUGGAGGGGUUCAAACUGUUGUUCCGAGAUGCUAAAGAGGUGAGCAGAAUCAAGGCCAUGGCGAGAGCGCGGGGCCUGGCCUUCCAGGACCUGACGUACAGAGAGAUGGAGACGCUGCGUCAGUUCCGCAGAGACGUGAUCAAAGCUGUCCCGCUGGUCCUCAUCUCCAUCCCCCCCUUCGCCAACUACCUGGUGUUUGUGCUGAUGUACCUCUUCCCCAGGCAGCUGCUCAUCCCACACUUCUGGACACCCUCGCAGCGGCUGGAGUUCCGGAGGGUCUAUCAGUCUCUGCGGAGGCAGCAUCACCGCCCCCUGCUGGACCAGCUUCACAACAGCAGCCGCCAUGUACGAGACCCCCAGAUGAAGAGACGGCUGCAGCAGCUGUGCAGCAAGGCCCAGGCUGGAACCAGGCCUCAAGCCUCGGAGGUCCUGGCCGUGCGCAGCCUCUUCUCCGGACCACCUCUGGGCAUCGGCAGGCUGUCUGCGGAUCAGAUGAGGCUGAUGAGCCAGCUGCUCUUCCUGACGCCCCGCCUUCCCAGCUUCCUGCUGGGCCACCGCCUCGACAGUCACGGCCGCGAGCUGCUCCAGCUGGACCGAGCGCUGAGCCGGCUCGGCAUCCAGAACCUGAGCCAGUCUGAGCUGCAGCAGGCGUGUUUCCUGAGAGGCCUCAACGCCGACCAGCUCUCCGUGGACCAGAGCCGGGCCUGGCUGCACCAGUGGCUGGAGGUGUCCACGGUGCUUAAAGACGCUGAGGUGUCGCUGCUGCUGCACAACAUGCUCUUCUUCUCUCUGAACAAACGCCUCCAGUGAGCCGAGCUCCAGCUGGGCGGGACCAGGCUGCUGCCUCAUCACACCAGCCGCUGCACUGAGCAACACUUGAAGAUUUAUUUAUUUUACCCCCAGACACCACCAACCACCAUCACCCGGACAAGCACGCGGCAAGUCACUUCACUCUCUGGACGUGAAGUGGCUUCUUCUCAUCAGCUCAUUCAUUCAGUACUUAUUUAAAGUGAGAUGGGAUUUAUAUAUAUAUAUAUAUAUAUAUAUAUAUAUAUAUAACAGAAUUAAAAGUCAAAAGCUUCUCUUGAAUUAAAGAGGAAAAACCUUAAGCGCAAGUUAUAUAUAGAAAAGCUUGUAAUUCAUUUCAAUAGUGAGGAUUCCUGCAGUCCCUGAAUGCAGCACGAUGCCAAACAGAACGUUGUUUUCUUGGCACUUGAGUUUACGCUACGCAGAGCGACAGCAUGACGCACACGCCACUGACUUUUCUAUUUUUUUAUUGAUAUGAUUUGCGGUUGUUCUGAAUCAUGUUUACCGUGUGGAAUAAAGUAAAAAGUGUUGUACCGGCGGGUCGUUCAUUAAAAACAGAAGCAGC